UUGGAGAACCAUUCGUUGUUAGUACGCCCAGCAGGUGGAGACAAAAUGGUGAUGUAUUUUCACACUCGGUGGUAUUUUGGUCUUUUCGCUGUCCGUAUGUGCAGCUGCAAUAAUAUUCCCAAAUCCUGAAAUACUCCUGAGACGUAAACAAGUAAAUAGCUACAGGUCACAACUCGCAUAAUCUGCUAAAUAUGAAUCCAGUAGAUCAGAAUGGGACAAAUGAAAGCCACUGGAUGCUGCCUUCUCCAGUCCCAGUCAGGGAGCAGUCUGAAGAAUGCUCCCUUCAGCCAGUAAAAAAAGAGGAAGUUAGUAUAAUGACAGUGGAGAAGGAAGAGAAUGAAGACUGGCUGAACUCCGAUGAUGAGGAUGUUGUGAAAGUGACAGUGCCAUCAUUACGCUCUGAUAAAGCAUACACUCUGAUGGACUGUAAAAACCAGGAGGGUGAGAUUGAAUCUUGCAACAUGACAUCAGUGGAACCAGAGAAAGCAGCUUAUACAGAUAGGAAAGCUAGUGCUGUUAAUAAAAGUAACUCUAAGGGCCGUGGCCUGCGAUGCAAAUCAGGCAGACAGACAUUGAAGCCUUCAGUUACUGUUCAGUUGGACACUAGAACGGGCGAAACGAGUACCCUAAGUGAUUUUGAGCGUGGGAUGAUUAUCGGUGCAAGUUACGCCGGUUCCAGUAUCUCUGAAGUGGCUGCCCGGCUGGGAUUUUCACCCACAACGGUGUCUAAGGUUUACAAAGAAUAUAGAAAUGCUUCAAAGAAGUCCUAGAAAAGAACUCCAGUAAUGGUUCAGACUGUUUGAGGAUCUACAGCAUUUUUAAUUCACUCAGAAAAUGUAAUGAAAGAGAGAAUGAAAGAAACAAAACCAUCUGGACAAAAAUAAAUCCAUACAUAUGCUUCAAAAAAGAUACUGAAGACUAGAUCAUAUAAUAAAUGACCCACUCUGAAGAGAAGUAAAUAAAGCAGAGGAAUUGGAUGAAUUUAAAGCUGCACAGGGGGAAAUCCUUAUUAGUGUUCUCUGUUUGACGAAUGUUUAGGGUUUUUAAGAGACUACUUAAGAUGCAUUAAUCGGCUAGUGUGAGAAAAUGUUUUGAAUCUGGAAAAGGAUUCAUAAAACUAAUCCAACUGACUAUGAAACUAAAAAAACAAACCCAAUUAUUCCUACAGGAGAGUGACCAUUUAAAUGUCUAGCUGUAGAAAAUAAUUGUAAAGACAAGACUAUUAAACAAAAAACUCAAAAGUCCAAUACUGGAAUUUUGCCAUAUCUCGUCUCUGGUCAAUCUCCUCUCUUGAUAUCAUUAUAAGUAUAGUUUGUGCCAAGAAAAAAAGUUUGUACUUUUUUGGGGGGAAAUUUUGGCAAAUGAAAAUCUGACUGUCUUAAUUGGUGUCACAUUUAGGGCAGUUGGAUAGGCCUGUCUCUCAGGUGACGAGGGGUGACACUGAGUUAUCAGGCUAACUUUAUUUCCAGUUUAUUUGUGGAUGCUGCAGUGGCAGCUACUAUACAUUAUUCAUCUUUUUUUGUACAACAUGAUGUAGUAAAUAUAUUGGACAAAACAAUCAAAGUUAGACAACGGAUAUGUUAUUUUUUGAGCAAUUUAUGUUUGAUUUUGAAGGUAGUUAGACAUUGAUAACCUGAGUGCUAAGGUUAGAUACCUUGUCGCUACCUAAACAGCUAGUCCUAUGUCCUGUAUUCUCUAUGUAAUGUAUUAUAAAAUAUACAACGGUGUAGUUAAUAAUGGUUGUUCAUUUCCGUUGAUGUCCUUGUCAUUCUUUAAAGUUGAAAUGGAGUUCAGUUGAAAUUGGAUUCAUCAUGCAUAUGUUUUUCUUUUAAAGUGUCAAUAGAGGGAGAUACUUGUUAGGGGAUAACAGGCAGAGUUGGGGAGUUACAGAUUACAAAAAAACAGUAACUGUAAUCAGUUACGUUAUCAACAAAGAUAUUGU
Esox lucius (northern pike) is the source of this 1942-nucleotide messenger RNA. RefSeq lists its product as uncharacterized. The transcript is spliced from 5 exons. Lineage: Eukaryota; Metazoa; Chordata; Actinopteri; Esociformes; Esocidae. The record is from RefSeq and is a predicted model, not a curated record. The coding region runs from base 192 to 770 and encodes 192 amino acids.